Messenger RNA from Stegodyphus dumicola, 563 nucleotides. RefSeq lists its product as uncharacterized. The record is from RefSeq and is a predicted model, not a curated record. NCBI's taxonomy places the organism in Eukaryota, Metazoa, Arthropoda, Arachnida, Araneae, Eresidae.
CAUGAUGGGUUAGCACAAAUGUUAGGUUUUGAACCUAUGGAAAUUACAUCUACAGAUGAUAGUUCCGAAACUGUUGUAGAAAGUCCUUUUGCAGCCGACCCCUGUGCACAUUAUCGUGUAUUAAUGAUAUAUACGGAUAUUGUAGAACCUCAAAUCGUAGGAGAUGUUUUAGCUCCUCUUCUUCGAAUUGUAAGAGUAACUGGUAGCGAUGGAGAAGUGGUGAGUGCACUAUUUGAUAGACCUCAUUAUUUACCUGUGAAUCGGAAAAUGAUAGACACUUUGGAAAUCGAUAUAAGAACGCAUAUGGGAGCAUUUACGCCAUUUGAACGAGGAAGGUCAUACGUGAAACUUCAUUGUUAAAUGAUGUAUCACAAGGACAAGAUGUAAAAGAGGCUGCUAAGCGUCGACUGAAAGAAGCCGGAAAUAUAUUAACGGAUAAAGCUGCUACUAAAGUGAAGAACAUGAUUGGUUCUGGACGAGUCAAUAAAAAGCAGAAACGUAGGAAAAAGCGUACCAUUUCUCACCGAUCAAAGAAGGUGAAAGCACAGGAUAUUUUCUCUUAA